Molecule: messenger RNA, 582 nt
Organism: Ostertagia ostertagi
Lineage: Eukaryota; Metazoa; Nematoda; Chromadorea; Rhabditida; Trichostrongylidae
Source: the annotation of a GenBank genome assembly
AUGAUGGCGAUGGUUCGAUGUAACUUUUCGGAUGUGGGCCGAAUUACUGAUGGUGUCAUUGGUCGACUCCAGCGAGAGAUCAGCAGUACCGUAGUGCUCAAACCUGGCGAAAUGAACAUUUUUGGUGUUGUUAACAAGCUCAGGAGCGAUAACGGAAAGGGAAAGCGGCUGCUUGUUGUGGAGCAAGGCGAAUCUCUCAGUCCACAAUUGUUGAAUGGACUGUUUUACUGUCUUUCUACUGUUAGUAGCAGUAUAAUAGUUCUCCUGUGCCUACGAAUGUCUACGAAACGAGCAACGUUCUUUUCUGCUAUGUCACGAAGGGUUUUGGCAUCUCUUGAUGUUAGAUGCUAUUCGAUAUCCUCGUCCGACGAGGUGUUCGAUCGCCUUGCUUCUGCUGUGCUACUCAAUCCAACCUUCACAAAUUUGAAAAUCGAACCGACAUUUGCGAGAUUUCUGAGAUACUGGACACAGUCGCUCAAACAAAUGUCUAAUGAAGAGCUUUCUCAAUUGCUGAAACACAAGGGAAUUGCAAAGUACGACAUUGAAUUAGAUCCAAUUAGCUUCGAUGGUGAAGCUUCGGAA